ACCUUUUGUUUUGUUCAGUUCUUCUUUUUCUCCGAUAUUCUCACUCCUCUCCGUCUUGACAAAAGAGGAAAAAAAAAAAGAAAAACGCGUAGUACGCUGGUUGGGCCACUUAAUUAACUAAAUUCGCGGUGAAUGCGCUAGCGUAACAUGGACGAUGUUCCAGUCAAGAUAGUGGAGCGCUACAAACCCCCACCCGCCGUCUACCACCUGCCUCAGGCAACCCUCAACCGUUUGGGCCAGUUCCGUGAAGAUUUCUACACGGAGCACCCCGAUUACCAGUAUCACUUCCACCUGGAGCGGACCGUCCUCGCUCAAGGCCAACGCUGGCGACAGCUGAGGAGGCAACAAAAGGAGGAGCGUAUCAGACGCCAGGAGCGACGCAGGGAGCAACACCAGCGGGAGAUCGAAGCAAAACAAAAGGAGAUGCUGGGGGCAGUGGACUACCCCAGCGCAGAUGAUUUGUCAUCGGGGGGAGAGGAAGAGAAGGAGAAAGAGGAGGAGAACGAAAAGCAUUUGCAGAGCGGGGUGGACAAGGGGGCGGAACAGCUGCCUGAGUCACGCGACUCGCACGAACCAAAGCCAAUACGAGUGUGCGAUUUCCACAGCAUAUUGCAGCCCACCAUCCUAAGCACCACUCCGGUUGCUAGUCCUCAGACGCUCCACAAGCGGAACAGCUCAUUAAACUAUGCGGACUUCGAAUACAGCAUGAACUCUACGCCCUUCGACAACAUCGAAAUGAAGACUAUCAACGAUCUGGACAUUCUGGCCCAGGUGCUUCACCAAACACAGUUGGCCGAAAGAAAGGAGCAGGUCGAGCAGGCCAAGGAGCGGGAUACCAAGGACGAGGAAGAGAAGCAGCCCAGCCAGGAUAAACCGCCUCCUAUGGAGCCCACGAUGACGACUCUGGCGGAGACCAAAGCGACGCUCGACAGCGUCAAUUUCCAAGUUCACUGUGAUGACGAUGCGGCCAGAACUGAGCCCAGCCACAUUCCAGCCACGCCCACUUACACAACGCCCAUGUACAGCGUUUCCCAACAGCAGCAGCAACUGUAUCAACCGGAGCACUUCCAGGUGUAUCAUGUUCAGGGCUACAGCCAUCAGCCCUUCUACUCCCCGCAACAACAAUCUUACCAGCAACCGAACAACUACUAUGUCAAUGGGCUUGGCACUCCAAGCCAUUUGAUGACGCCUCCAGCGCUUUCCUCUGUUACGGCACUCAGUCAGGCGGAGGACGAGGUGGCCACCAAAUCGAGGAGUGUGCCCGAUAUCCUGCGUGAACUGAAAACGGAGCUUCAGUUAGCGGAAAAGCGCCGCACCCGCCUGCACAGCCACAACGAGGAGCAGCAACAGCUUCAACCAAAGAACGAGGUGGCGGUGGACAGGAACUCCUAUCGGGAGUUGGCUGGACCGGCUCAAAAGUUGGCGCAACGCAUCAGCAGUAUGGGUUUCCCCCUAGAACGUGUGGCCAAGGUGGUAACCCUCUGUGGCAUUGACGAUAAAAAGAUAAUCGAACACCUCAUUCCCCUGGGCGAGCUCAUGGACCUGGGCUUCGAUGAAUCAAAAAUCUCAGCGGCGCUACUCAAGUUCGACAAUAACAAGGACAGGGCGUUGGACUAUCUAAUAAACUAGUUGAAUUAAGGACACAUCUUUUGAUUGUCCCGCUUUUACCUCUGCACAUUAUCCAUCUCCUGAUCCUCACCCCAGGCAGCUUCAGAAAUCGGUUCCCCUAAGUGUAUUUUAAUUAUUACAAUUUAUCAGAGACAUUCUUUGCUUUACUCGUGAGCUGAAUGCUUCAGAAUCCUCAGACGCAGCAGCAGCAGCAGCAGAAUAAAUAUAAGUUCAUAAAAUAAUCAUCAGCAAAUAAUA
Molecule: messenger RNA, 1866 nt
Organism: Drosophila ananassae
Lineage: Eukaryota; Metazoa; Arthropoda; Insecta; Diptera; Drosophilidae
Exons: 3
Coding region: 148-1629 (493 amino acids)
Biological process (GO): ubiquitin-dependent protein catabolic process via the multivesicular body sorting pathway
Cellular component (GO): ESCRT I complex
Molecular function (GO): ubiquitin binding
Source: RefSeq, a predicted model, not a curated record